This is a messenger RNA of Ilyonectria robusta, 1885 nucleotides long. RefSeq lists its product as uncharacterized. Lineage: Eukaryota; Fungi; Ascomycota; Sordariomycetes; Hypocreales; Nectriaceae. Bases 55 to 1695 code for a protein of 546 amino acids. The record is from RefSeq and is a predicted model, not a curated record. The transcript has a single exon. Gene Ontology annotation, molecular function: protein binding.
CUCUCACUCACCUCCUGUAAUCUUUGUUUCUGAGCCUCACCAACUUCUUUCGCCAUGCGUUGCUCUUCUGGCCGCGUCCAAACAGGACUUGGGCCUUUCGUCCAUCUGCCGCGGGAGCUUCUCGACAACAUUUUAUCCAGGCUGCCGAACAGCGACAUCAAGAGCCUCCGCUCAACGUGCACCAAUCUCCACAACAUCGUUCAACUCCGCCUCAGCCGCCUUUUCCUCUCACCCAACCCACUCAACGUGGCCGUCUUCAGGGCUGUCGCAAACCACGAAGAAUUCCGAAGAAACAUUGUUGAGAUCAUUUAUGACGAUGCUCGCUUGGCUCACCCGGCUGAGGUUAAGAGCUUUUGGGGGUCCGACGAGGAUCACGAUGAUGACGAAGGCAACACCGAUAUUGGCGAUAUAUCUGGAGUUCCAGCUUGGUACUUGAAAGAAUUCCGGGAUAAUUCUUCAUUGAUAGCUGAGUAUGGCAUUCUUGAUGUAAAGCAACCUCGCCAUAUUGAAGUUGCACAUCGGUUUGAGGCACGGCUUAGCCCAGUACAGUCGUACAGACUGUAUCAAAACCUGCUGCAUGAGCAAAAUCAGGUCAUUGCCACCAACAGCGAUGCGGAAGCUCUGCAGUACGGUCUGCCCCGUUUCCCCAACUUGCGGAAGAUCACUGUAACGCCUGCAGCUCAUGGGUGCCCCGUUAGACCUCUGUACCAGACGCCAAUGAUUCGCUCUCUACCUCCCGGACUGAUCUAUCAUCUACCUAGAGGUUGGCCAGUUGCUGAAGAGCAGGAAAAUGAACCUUUUGCAGAGAGCUGGCAAGGCGAUGAAAAGAGCAAGUGGCGUGGGUUUUCUGUUAUAUGUCGCGAGACUGCCCGAUUUCACUGCGAGAACCCAACUGCUGGUAUCUUCGAGUUUGUUAUCGAUACUAACCAGCUUCUUACCGGUAUAAACUGCCGUAUUUUUGAUGAUACAGACAGCCCUGAGUACAGCGACCUCGUUACAAUUUUCAGCAGACCUGGGUUCUCUCGCAUCGAUCUAUCUCUUCUUGUUGGCGGUCAAGAUGAGGAAGGCUGGCACUCUUUCCGCAGUGGAAAUCUCAAGAAAGCACUACAAAGAGCACCGGACUUGCAGCGUAUAAGCCUCUCAACCAACCUUGGGACCCCCGAAAACCUCUAUGAAUCUGCAAGUGCCAGCGGCGAAGAACACUUUAUCCCGCUGCGUACAAUCUUCCCUAUCGACCUAUGGGCGAAUCUACACGACUUUAGUCUCUCGCGCUUUCUCGUCAAGCAGGAUGACUUGAUGAGCCUGAUGCUUGUGCUGCCGUCAACACUUCGGGCGGUCGAGCUCAGCUUUCUUUACUUCCUUCGGUCGAGCGGACAUUAUCAGGGGUUGCUUGUAGAAAUGCGAAGCAAGCUGGGGUGGCGGGAGCGAGCUGCUGCGGACCGGCCUGGGAUCGUCAUUUAUGUCGAUGACCAGUGCCCAACUCAAGGAAAACCCAUCUGUGUCAGUCGCGAGGCCCAUGACUUCCUAUACGGGGACGGCGAGAAUCCUUUUUUGGAGGACUUCGUUGAUCCGGGCAUAGGGACUUCAGUGGAUACAUUUGAUCCGGAGUUUGAGCGGCCCUAUGACGAUUUGGUUCAGUUGAUGCGCCUCGGUAUCUUGGAAAAGGAUGAUUGGUACAGGCGAAACUACAUGUGACCUCUCACACAACUUAGAGCAGUAUCAAGUAGAAAGGCGAAAAAGGAACAACGCAAGAAUCCCUUGAUUACGUGGAGUCUUCCGUGGCUGUGUUGGGGGGUACAAAGCAACAUUGGCAUGUUCCCUUGCACUCUUAGAUCUCCCCGCUCUCAUUCUACUAUUUUAUUUAUUUUCAUAAAUCAUGAUGCAG